Molecule: messenger RNA, 2558 nt
Organism: Osmia lignaria (orchard mason bee)
Lineage: Eukaryota; Metazoa; Arthropoda; Insecta; Hymenoptera; Megachilidae
Gene: Noc2
Product: Nucleolar complex protein 2
Biological process (GO): ribosomal large subunit biogenesis; negative regulation of transcription by RNA polymerase II
Cellular component (GO): nucleoplasm; nucleolus; Noc1p-Noc2p complex
Molecular function (GO): histone binding; transcription corepressor activity
Source: RefSeq, a predicted model, not a curated record
UUUGGUAAUUGUUUUUAAAUACACACGUGGAAGUUUGAGAGGUUAGAUGUAUAUUUACAAAAUAGUCUAGAGUAAUUAAUAGUGAAAGUUGAAAAACAAAUAUAUUGUAAAACUGUAAAUAAAAUACUCCUGUUUCCCUAUUAUUUUUUAUACCUAAGUAAUGAAGAUAAAAAAUAUGAAAAGUGUAUCAAAAAAGAUUAAAAAGCCUGCCACAAAAAAGCGGAAACCAUUAAAUAAAGUAACAACCGAUGAAUUCUUUAGUCAAAGUUUUGAGGAUGAUAUAGACAAUGAUGACAAAUAUAGUAAUAAGGUAGAUGAAAAUAUGGAUGAAGAGGAUGCAAACAGCAGUGAAAGUGACAUGGAUCCAAUGGAACAUAAAAGAUCAUUAAUGAAAUUAAAACAAACAGAUCCUGAAUUCUACUCAUAUUUAAAAGAAAAUGAUAAAAACCUUCUAGAAUUUAAUAUAUCGGAUGAUGAUGGUGUCGAUAACGAUGGUGUCGAUGACGCUGGUGUCGAUGACGAUGAUGAAUCAUUAUCAAAUAAAUUGGAUAAAAAACAUAUUCCAAAUGAUCAAUUGGAGGUUGCUAGUGAUGAGAGUGAUUAUGAAGGGGACGGAGAUAGCGGCACAAAGGAUAAGCGUAAAAUUACGCUGCAAUUAUUAAAAACCUGGCAAAGUGAAAUUCAAAAGGACAAGUCAUUGAAAACCAUUAAAUGUGCUGUGGAAGCUUUUCAUGCUGCAUUACAGACAGUAGUGGAUGUUACUGAUCCAGAAAUGGUACAUUAUAAAGUAGAGGGUGGUGCAGUGUUUAAUGGAGUUGUUCAAUUAUGUGUACUUUACUUGCCUAAUGCAUUAAAACGGUACUUGAAGUUGGAUUCUGAAUCCCAGUUUCAAGUUCAUAAGUCCAAGAGAUUUGUAAAAGUGAAAAACAUUUUAAAAUCUUACUUAACCGAUUUAAUUAAAAUUUUACAAAAUGUAACAUCAUCUAAUAUUAUCACAGUGCUAUUGAAGCACUUACAUCAAAUGUUACCGUAUGCGCAAUCAUUUUCAUCGUUAACUAAAAUAUUAUUGAGAAUAUUAUUAAAAUAUUGGACAAGCGGGGAAGAAACUGUACGCGUUGUUUCGUUUCUCUGCAUAUUACGCGUUGCAACAAGUAAUCGAGAAUCAGUUUUAGAAAUGUUAUACAAGGCAAUGUACGUAAAAUAUGUUGAAAAUUCCAAAUUUGUAUCUUUAACAACAUUACCUGGAAUAAACUUUAUGAGGCAUUCUUUGGUUGAAAUAUAUUCACUGGAUGAUAAUUUAGCUUAUAAUCAUGCAUUUUUAUACAUCAGACAGUUGGCUAUUCAUUUAAGGAAUGCUAUGACUUUAAAGAAAAAGGAGCACUUCCAAGCUGUAUAUAAUUGGCAAUACAUCAAUUCAUUACGCUUUUGGUGUGAAUUAAUAAACGUAUCUAAAAGCAAUUCCAUGUUACAUUCACUUUUGUAUCCUUUGGUACAGAUUAUUAUAGGUACGAUAAAAGUGAUACCAACUCCACAAUAUUAUCCACUCAGAUUUCACUGUGUACAAUUAUUAAUAGAUAUUUCCAGAGAAACCGACACGUUCAUACCAUUAUUACCAUUUUUAUUAGAGAUACUAAGUUCAUAUGAUUUCAAUAAAAGACAUAAGGCAGUGUCGAUGAAACCAAUACCAUUUAUUUGUGCAUUAAGAAUGUCUAAAUCCCAGUUACUGGAAAAUGGUUUUAAAGAUAAUGUUAUUGAUUCUAUAUACAAACUUAUUUUGGAAAACGCCGCAAAAGAUAGCCAUAAAAUAUACUUUCCAGAUUUGUAUAUACCGUGUAUAAUACAAUUGAAGGCAUUUUUGAAGAAAUGUCAUGUGGCAAAUUACUGUAGAAAGAUGAAACAAUUGUCAGAAAAGAUCGAAGAAAAUAGAAAACACAUCGAGACCGAGCGAAAUAAAACUGUAAUUGAUUUAAAAAACAUGUCACAGAUAAAGAAUUGGGAGAAUAAGAUAAAAACAGAAGGGACAUCGUUGUCGAAAUUUUAUGAAUCCUACGUGAAGAUUCAUCAAUCCCAAAAACUCAAGCUACUUACAAAGAACGACGAAAUAGCUGAAUAUAAUAUACCAACUAUUAGAAAAUUAAAGAAAGGAAAAUCAAACGAAGACAGUGCGGAAGAAAGCGAUGAAAGUAGUGACUUCGAUCUGAGAAUAAAGUCUAACGAAGAGAAAUCUGAAAAGCCUGCUAAACCGAAAAAGAAAAAGAAGAAAUUGAAAGUUAGCAAAGACACCGAUGAUAUUGAUCUACCAACAGAAAAUACAGAUAUCGUGCAGGACAUAAACUUUGACGACUGGAGCUAAAUAUAAAUUCAAUUCGCAUGUGCUUGAAAACAACAAAAUAUGUAUACUGAACGCUAUUAUAAAUAUACAGUGAUGAGUAUUAAAGUAAAACUGAAAACGACACGACUAUAUUUAUUACAAUGUAUCUCGUUCUAAGGUAACAUGUAUAUUUGUCAACUAUGAUUUCACCGUGUUUCAACGACCAAUAAUAAACGUUUCAAAUUUA